AGUGCCCGAAGUGUUCUCACCCAGAGCAUUCAAAAUGCAAAUACAGACCCGGUCAGCGGACGAGCCUAUGACCACAUUCUACAAGUGCUGCAAUAUCGAGUGCGGAAACCGUUGGCGAGAGUAAUCGUCGUCGUUACUCGAAUUAGAUAACUUCAUUCGAUUAUCAUGCCGGAAUUUUCAUCGGAUAAGAUAUCAGCUGUUGGUGAACUUCUGAAUGAUCCCUCCAGGCCCCUGAAGGAGAGAUUCAGGGCCCUCUUCACGCUCAAGAAUAUCGGAGGGAAAGAGGCAAUUGAUUGGAUUUCCAAGGGAUUCUCUGACUCGUCUGCACUGUUAAAACAUGAGAUUGCAUACUGCCUUGGACAGCUGCAGGACCCCGCAGCUGUUCCUGUUCUUAUUCAGGUUCUCAAGGAUACGAGUAGAGAACCUAUAGUUCGUCACGAAUGUGCGGAGGCUCUGGGUGCUAUCGGAGGACCGGAGGUUCUGGAUAUUCUUAAGGAGUACUCCUCCGAUCCAGUUCCGGAGGUAAAAUGGCUUAAAUGUCCAAUUUAUGAAUAUUUGUUCAGUCCUUUGUUCCGUCAUGAGGUAGCUUUUGUUCUUGGGCAGGCUGCUUCUCCAGCAGCUGUUAAGGAGUUGACCCAGCGUCUCCAGGAUGUAUCUGAGAACCCCAUGGUACGUCAUGAGUGUGCUGAAGCUCUUGGAGGGAUAGGAGCACAAGGUGUUGAAGAAGAACUUGCCAAGUAUCUUGAUGAGAACGAAGCCGCUGUUGUACGUGAAAGCUGUGUUGUUGCCCUGGACAUGUUCGAUUACGCAAACAGCAAGGAGUUCCAGUACGCUAAUGCAAUAGAUGCGUAAUCAUUACGUAACUUUCCCCGGUGUAAAAACAUCUCGCCUAUUUUUUAAUAAAUUUUUUUCUCACAAACCAAGGUUUAUUUCAGAA
Messenger RNA from Eurytemora carolleeae, 937 nucleotides. It is a transcript of the gene nero, whose product is annotated as deoxyhypusine hydroxylase. Gene Ontology annotation, biological process: peptidyl-hypusine biosynthetic process. The transcript is spliced from 8 exons. Gene Ontology annotation, molecular function: deoxyhypusine monooxygenase activity. Lineage: Eukaryota; Metazoa; Arthropoda; Copepoda; Calanoida; Temoridae. The record is from RefSeq and is a predicted model, not a curated record. The coding region runs from base 166 to 852 and encodes 228 amino acids.